AUGGUCUUCGUGAUGCAUCGAGAAACGACACCAUCAGGAAGAUGUAUAAUUGAGAAGGAAAUGCAGCAAUCAUUGAAUCAGAAUGAAAAGAGCAAAACUGAAACAGUGACCAAGAUUUGUCGAGAUAAGCACCAUAAAACAAUCAAACAAGGUGGAAACAUUGUUCGAGAAUAUGCGAGUGCCACAUUAGCUGAACUAAAUCAAAUAGACUGUUCUCCUACUGAUUGUAUUAAACUUCUAGUCGCCAGGAAUCAAUAUUCAGAGUUACUUUAA
Messenger RNA from Adineta ricciae, 273 nucleotides. The record is from the annotation of a GenBank genome assembly. NCBI's taxonomy places the organism in Eukaryota, Metazoa, Rotifera, Eurotatoria, Adinetida, Adinetidae.